This is a messenger RNA of Fusarium sp. VM40, 468 nucleotides long. Lineage: Eukaryota; Fungi; Ascomycota; Sordariomycetes; Hypocreales; Nectriaceae. The record is from the annotation of a GenBank genome assembly.
AUGACAACAACUCAUACCAACACCGCCAGCGCCAGCGGUAACAACGCACGACUUAGGCUCGAUGCCUCGAUCGAAGAUGCGCUGCAGGACUACAAGAUUCAUCACUCACACCAACAACCAUCGCCAGCUCAGCAACAAGAUAGGGACCGAACCACUGUCGUUGUAGCUGGUGUUACUCGCGAGGCCCAGCCCAACGACUUCGACCCCAGUCUGGCUCCCCAUCCGACGGUUACAUAUCCCGUCUCCAACCCCAACUGGUGGACCGAUACGUUUAGGCGCGUUCCUGAUUACCGCCCCAUCAACACGAGCCUGGAUCUGAACGAACGACGACAAAUGCUCUUGUUUACAGUUGUGGGCGGUAUCAUGGUUAGAGGGUGUUGGCUUAUCUCGAUCUGGGCGCAACUUUGGAGGAACACAGCUGGAAGGUUUUCUGAUGUUGGUAAAUCCCAUGUAGGUGGUGAGUGGUGA